Stegastes partitus (bicolor damselfish) is the source of this 1795-nucleotide messenger RNA. RefSeq names its product NudC domain containing 1 (gene nudcd1). The record is from RefSeq and is a predicted model, not a curated record. Bases 48 to 1601 code for a protein of 517 amino acids. The transcript has 9 exons. Lineage: Eukaryota; Metazoa; Chordata; Actinopteri; Pomacentridae.
UUGCUGCACAUCAACUUGUGAGUAAGUGACAGGGGUGUUAAGAAGACAUGGCUGCGUCUAAUUACUCCCUGAAGGUCAACAGGGACCUGCUGGACCCAAACUUUGAAAGCUACCGGUUGUCUCUGGACGCGAUCCCGACGUACAACGUUGAGCUGGACGCAGCUGUGGAGGAGGUGAAGCUGAAGGACUCCCACUACACCCUGGAACACAUGCGAGCCUUCGGCAUGUACAACUACCUGCACCUGGACCCCUGGUACGAGGACAGCGUUGUGUUCGUGGACUGCAAAGGACGAGUUCUCAGCCUCACCGUCACCCUGGACACGGCUCUGGGGAAGCCGAGGGAAGUUUACCGCUUCCCCGACGAGUCGGGCCGAGCCGAGGACCGACUGUGCGCCUCCCUCAGCCUCACCUCGGCCACCUGGGCGGCUCUGUCGGACGGCGGCGGGCGGCUCUACCUGCUGCGAACCGGCAAGAGGGGCGACGGCAGCCACAGCAGGUGGGAGCCGCUGUUCACCGAGGACUUGGGGGAACCCUUCACCGUCCUCCACAGCGUCUCUCACGUCCAGUCCGGCGUCCACAACAUGGAGGUCCUGCUGCUGCGAGUCCAGAAAGACCCGACGGAGACCAAAGGCAGCGGCUACUCGGUGUGUCUGGAGUGGAUCACGGUGGCCAGCGCCGCCGGACACGGUCAGGAGAAGAAGUACGAGGUGAGGAAGAGGAGGCUGCUCCGGGGGAAGUCGGUGCCUCACUACGCCGCCGUGGAGCCCAAAGGCAAAGGGCUGAUGGUGGCCUCGGCCAAACCGUUCGUCUUCACGCACGUGGACGGUCGACCCGUGGAGCAGCCGGAACCAGAACCCAUGGAGGUGGAGAAGACAGGUGGCCUGGAGGUGACCUUGCAGAAGCGCAGCGAGGGACCCUUGUGGCCGGAGCUGGUGACGGGCGACGGCAGAGGAGAGUACGUGAUGAGCGACGAGCAGGCCGCCCUCAUCCACGAGAGGCUGACUCACCUGACCUCCGAGGACCUGAAUGGAAACCCUGACAGGGACAAGCCUCCUUGUAACUCUCAGGAGCUGGAGGACUGUGAUGGGUUUCCAGAAGACAGCUCCAGCCUCACACACUUUGAUGAAGCCUCACUCAAGCCCACUCAGGUGGUGAACCUCGGCAGCCAUCAGUACCUGUUCACGGUCGACGUGGAUCCGUCCGAGAUGCCGUGUCUCUGCCUCCGACACGACGUGGACGCUCUGGUGUGGCAGCCUCGACCCGAGCAACCCGGCAACAUGUGGGAGCACGUCGCCACGUUCAAUGCCUUGGGUUACGUCCAGGCAUCCAAGCGGGAUAAGAAGUUCGCCACCUGCGCUCCGAACUUCUCGUACGCGUCGCUGUGCGAGUGUCUCCGCCGAGCCUUCAUCUACCGGCAGCCGUCGCCGGUGGAAACCGUCCUGUUCAACAGGAAGCAGGGCCGACAGGUAGGGCAGGUUGCCAAGCAACAGGUGGCCAGCCUGGACUCGGACAAGCCAAUCCUGGGCUUCAGAGCGACCAAUGAGAGACUGUACAUCCUGACCUCCAGUAACCUCUUUGUUCUAAAGGUCAACAAUAAUUAGAUUUGGGAUCCUGGGACUGUUAGUUUUCAUCUCUAGACCUUCUAAGAACGCCAUCAUUCCAAGAUGAAGAUUCAAUAUCUGCUUCAACUGAGUAAAACCUCUCAUGUCUUAACUGUCUGUGGAUGUCUUCUCCUGUUUCCCUUUUAAUGUGCUGAUAAACCAACGAGUCUAACAGUAAAAAAAUAUAAAACAAA